GCGAUAUGUGCAUGAGGCUGCAACUCUAUUCGCAUGUGCAUAUGCGUAUUUGGGUAAAAUAAAUUUCCGUCGAUUGUGCUGCAAUUUCUAUGCUCGCGUGUUUUUUUUUUGCAAAUUUAAAAACGACAAAAUGCAAAUGUUGCGCGUAAACAAUAAAUAGCUACUGUUGCUGUACAAUACUUUAAAAUACAAUUACAGUGUCAGGUUCAGCAACAGGGUUCAGCUGUAUGAGAACCAUGACAAAAGACUACGAUUAUCUGUUAAAGGUGCUUCUGGUGGGGGACAGCGAUGUGGGCAAACAUGAAAUACUCUCUAAUCUUGAGGAUCCCUCAACCGAGAGCCCCUUCUGCAGCGGCAACGAUUGCUCCUCUCACAUAUUGCAAACGGUAGCGUAUAAAACGACAACAAUAUUGCUGGAGGGUAAGCGGGUCAAGCUACAGAUUUGGGAUACCUCCGGCCAGGGGCGUUUCUGCACCAUAAUACGCUCGUAUUCGCGCGGUGCCCAGGGUAUUAUAUUAGUAUAUGAUAUAACAAAUAAAUGGAGCUUCGACGGCAUCGAUCGCUGGCUAAAAGAGGUCGAGGAGCAUGCGCCCGGCAUACCCAAAGUGCUUGUAGGCAAUCGCUUGCAUUUGGCCUACAAACGUCAGGUGGCCGCCAAACAGGCGGAGACCUACGCAUCGCGCAAUAAUAUGUCCUGCUUUGAGAUAUCACCACUCUGCGAUUUCAAUAUUCGCGAAUCUUUCUGCGAAUUGGCGCGCAUGGCGCUACAUCGCAAUGGCAUGGAGCACAUUUGGCGCAGCAACAAGGUGCUGUCGCUGCAGGAGCUCUGCUGUCGGACAAUUGUGCGUCGCACAAGUGUUUAUGCUAUAGAUUCGUUGCACCUGCCGCCCUCCGUUAAAUCGACACUCAAGUCGUAUGCCAUGACGACGUCACAGUGCUACAAUUCGUUAACGCAAAACUCAAAGAGCCGGAAUCGCUGCAAGACGCCAACCAGCCACAGUCGCAACAGUUGUGCGAUCGCGUGAUUGCUGGCUUGUAGGUGGUUUAUGGAACUGCCUACGCAACAGCUGCGCAAUUGCGCGUAAAUCUACAACCUACUUUACUUCCUAAGCUUCAACAUAUGUACACAGAAAAACACACACACACACUCACACACUCAUACACUCACACCGUAACAUGCGCGAGUAUUUUCUUCAAUACAAAUAUGUCAUCAGCAUUAAUAUUUAUUAUC
Molecule: messenger RNA, 1231 nt
Organism: Drosophila virilis
Lineage: Eukaryota; Metazoa; Arthropoda; Insecta; Diptera; Drosophilidae
Gene: Rab40
Product: RAS oncogene family member Rab40
Biological process (GO): protein localization to plasma membrane; intracellular signal transduction
Cellular component (GO): endosome; synaptic vesicle; plasma membrane
Molecular function (GO): GTPase activity; GTP binding
Source: RefSeq, a predicted model, not a curated record